AUGUCAAGGUAGGUUUAUGUAAGUCCAGAAAGAAUGACAAUUCAAAAAUUGGAAGAGUACCCCUCUGCUUUGUAAGACUUGAAUUUUAAUCAUUGUAUGAUAAUUAUUUCAUUUAUGAUUAGCAAGGUUCUAAGAGAUAGAGGGAGAGUUCAAAGCUUUGGAUGUCGAUCAAAGUGGUUGGUUAUCAUUGACAGAAUUGGAAUUGCAUUUGAAAAGGAAAGGAUGUGAUUAACAAUUAGUAUAGGAGAUCUUUAAUGAUUUAAAUACCAAUUAGGAUCAAAAAAUAUCAAAAGAUGAGUUCACUCACGGUUAUCUGAAUAAAGAGUAAAAUCUUAUAGAUUAAGUUAAAUCAUUCGAAAUCAAAAUUAAACAAAUCAGAACAAGCGAAGAAGAAUUUAAACAAUAGAUAAAUGUAGCAAAUCAUCAAUAAUUCAUAAUAACACUAUAAUCAGGUUGUCUAAACUAAUUUUAUAGAUAGUAAGAUGAUAUUAUAAAAGCGUCAAAAUAAAUUGAAGUUCUCUUUUAAUGUAAUGAAGCUUCUGAUGGGCAUGAUAGAUUUAGCAAGCCAAGCUUAAAUUGUGAAUAUCCGGUUUGGGGUGAUAAAAUUACUUAUAUUCUUCAUUAAAUACACUAAAUAGAAAUUUCAGUUGAAUUAAUUGAAAUACACUAACUUCAAAAAUAGUCUCUUGGCAAAUUAAGAGUCCAAAAAGACCUUCAAUAAGACUUUCAAAUUCAAGAGUAACUAAUUUUCGAAGGCAUUGGUGAAAUCUUGGUUCUUUUUGAAUAUAUAAAUGAUUGGGUAAAUUCAUUUCUUAUAUCUUUAUAGAAUGAGUACAUAAAAAUGCAAAUGCAAUAUUGUGAAUAAAAUGUCAAUAAUCUUCUAGAUUAAAUCAGAUAGAUUAAGCGCAAAUUGUACUUUAUGAAAUAAUUAUAUAAUUUUGAUAACAGCAACUUGAAGCAAAAGGAAACUCUAUCACUCUCUCUAUUACCAGCUUACAAAUUGGAUAACUAAACAAAUAAAUCGUUUCAACAAUAAGAAAAUAAAGCUUAAUAUGAUACUCAACCAAUUUUCAAUUAGUGUUAGCAGUCAUAACCAGAAUCAAUAAGGAUUCAAUAAAUUGCUAUCCUAGAUUAAUAAGAUUAUAAAUAAUAAAAUGAUUUGCCUGAUGCUUUUAACAUAUUUAAGCAUUCCUUAAGUGAACCUGAUGCAUUCAUUAUUGAUAUGGACCAGAUUAAGAAUCAAUAGAAUUACAAACUAAUGGGUAUAUUAGUUCUACUUAUAACAAUCAAUAUUGCUUUUUCAAGAUGUGAUUUUCUAGGCUUACUGCUAGUUCUGUUAAGUAUUCCUUAUUAAAAUAAGAAAUGGAAUAAUUAGUAACUUUAAUUCUAUUCUUAUGGAAUGAUCUUUUCUUUGAUAUUAGACUUUUACUGGUAUUUAUAUAGUAUAACAAAAGGAUCCUAAAAUUUGCUAAUUGUUUUUCUAAUCUAUAUUAAUGCAAUAAUUAAUAUGGAUUUGCAUUAUCAAUCUACUUUUUAUGCCUACUAACUUGUCUUGGGAAAAUUUAUGUACUCUAUAAAGUCCGUGGAUAUCAUUGAUCUAAAUUUCCUAAUGAGUUAUAAACUUUAGAUUGUGUAACAUUUAAUAUCAUUAAUAUAAUUAAUUAUUUUAUAAAAAAUAAAUGAAGGGGAACUAAAGAUAUACACAAAUUCAUUUAACAAAUCCACUUCCUCAAGAUAAUAUGAUUGAGAAUGUCUUCGAAUCACUUGUAAAUGAAUUAAAAUAGUUUCGUUAAAACGUUCCAGUAGGUUGUUUGACAGAUAAAUGCUCACAUCAAUAAAAGGAAAAAUAGGAUUUAAGUAUGUUUAGUGGAGCAGGAGGAUAUCUCUAUUUAUAUUUGAGAAUGUACGAAUUUGUUAAAACUCUUCCAGAGGAUCUUUAAACAUUUUGUACGAGUGGAUUAAGUGAUUAAGAAUUACCCGAAUUUUAUAAUCCAGAAAUCUAUUUAGAUUUAGCAUAAAAAUAAUAUGAUGCUAUGCAAGCCAUCUUAAAACAAGAUAGAUAUAUUACAUUUUUAAUGAGCAACAUAGCCAUAUCACUAUUAGGAGCAGACUUAUAUUUCAUUAAAAAAGAUAAAGAAAACUUUUCAAAAAAUAUAUCUUAGGUUUUGGGUGUCUUUGCCAAUAUAAUGGCUAAUCCAAAUUAAUUUUAACAAGAGUUAUUAUAUGGAAUCCCAGGGUAUUUAUAUAUGUUUUUGUGGAUAAAUAAAAAAUACUCUAAAGAACAAGGACCGUAUCAAUUAGAUUUAACAUCCCAUAUAUUUAAUUUAUGUAAAAUGAUUGUUGCUCAAUGUGGUGAUGGAAUAAUGAAGUGUAAAUUUUUUAAUUAAACUUAUUUUGGUGCUGCUCAUGGUAUUUUAGGAAUUAUUUAAAUAUUAUUGCUGAGUUAUGAGUAAGCUAAAGAUUACUUUCAUUUGAAAGAUGAGAAGUUUACAUUAAAAAUGCUUGAGUCUAUUUAAUUAACUCUGGAUUAUUUAAUAAAGAUCUAUUAUAAAUAGGGUAAUAUUCCACCUUCUGCCGAAGGUAUAUAAAGCGUAGAAUUACAACAAUUUUGUCAUGGAAUACCAGGAGCACUAAGUCCAUUGUUGAAAGCAUAUCAAAUCUUUAAUAAUCAAGAUUACAUGAAUGCUUCAAUUCAUAUGUCAGAGACAUUAUAUAAAUAUGGUAUGAUAAAGAAAGGAUAUGGAAUAUGUCAUGGUAUACCAGGGAAUAGUUAUGGAUUUAUGCAAAUAUAUUAGGUAACUAAAAAUGAGAAAUUUAGAAGAUAUGCUUUCUAAUUUUUACAAUAUAAAUAAAACCCUCAUGUCUUCAACGAAGUUAAAAACUUUCCAUUCUAUGAUAGACAUGUUGUUGGAAUGUCUGAUAAUCCUUUUAGUUUGAUGCUGGGAUCGGUUGGUGACAUGUGUGCAAUGAUGGAUUUUAUAAAUUAUAAAAGAAUGCCAGGAUAUGAAGUUUGA
Molecule: messenger RNA, 3014 nt
Organism: Paramecium primaurelia
Lineage: Eukaryota; Ciliophora; Oligohymenophorea; Peniculida; Parameciidae
Source: the annotation of a GenBank genome assembly